UCUUGUGCUUUCUCCUCCUUUGCUUCCAGUUACCAUCCUAAAAGGAUCAGCUGAAGGCCACCAGUUGGAUCGAACAUCCUAAGAAGAAAGACUCACACCAGGCCAGAAUCAAGAGAAAAAGAUGAAGACUCUGACACUGCUGGUGUGCCUCUGUGCACUGAGUGCUUGCUUCUCACUCAGUGAAGGUCGAAAAAAGCCUUCAACACAUCACGAAAAGAAAAACGUCCAAAAACUUACAGAAGACCGCCAAUUACUACUGUAUCUAAAAUCUCCAACUCACUGGCAUAUGUUAACUAAAAAGUAUUUAAUUUUUCAUCCACACAAAAACUCAAAGCCUUCACAUCUAAAUAGGAGAAAGCCAAAGCCAAAGCGUCCCCCGCCAUCUAAGUGUCCAGUGAAAAGUAGCAGUGCGGAGAGUAACUCCUCAGAGGCUACCACCUCAGCGGCUACCACCUCAGCGGCUACCACUCAAAUCCCAUCUUUCAGUCCCACAUCUCCAGGUGUGACUCCACUUAUUGAUACAACCACAUCUGCAGGGCAAGGUAACAUGAGCUCCUCUGCAGCUACCCCAUCAUCACAACCUUCCCCAGCUUUGUCAGACACCACAGCUGCCCCCCCUACAUCUUCCCUACCUACACCAGCACCAGAACCUUCCUCAAUUCCACUGGGCACCACAACUGCCCAAAAUACCACACCUAAUCCUUCCCCAACCAGUUCUGCACCUGAAACUUCCCAAACUACAGCUGUACCCACAACUGAAACUACCACUCUGGCUACUACUCAAACUACUACUGUGGAACAAACAACCUCACCUUCCAGCCAAAGUCCAAAUUCUCAAUUCUGGCAAUAUAUUUAUGAGAUACUAAAGUACAUUUCUGGUGUUGCACCAAAGAAAUAGUACAUGAUACAUUAUGAAGUGUUCUGCUGUCAGAUAUGAUUUAUGAGUGCAGAACUACCACCUUUACUUUACCACCAAUCUCAAAGUGAAAUUACAAUAUUCCUCAAAUUUAAAGCACUAUCACUAAUCUUUGAAUCUAUUUACCUCACAUGACUUAUUAACGGGAAAAACAACCUCUAUCCCACAAAACAGGUGCAUAACCGUAAUUUAAGAUCAUUUUGUGGAACCUACAGAGAUAGCCCACUGAGGGGAGGGAAGAUAAUAGCUAAACAGCAAAAAUUAUAUGGAUUAGGAACUAUUUAUUUUUCCCUAAAUGUUGCAAACCUUAAGGUCACUACUCUGUACCUGAAGUGAGAACCCACCUGAAUUGUCUAAUCCCACAAAUAUAAAGGGAUAAAAUUAGGUCUCUCAAGUAAACAAAAACAUGUAAAUCUAGAUAGACCUAUCAUCGUGUUAUUAGAGACAAAAGUCCUUUAAACAAUCAUCUUAAAUCUUGAAAUCCAAUUCUAUCCCACAAAAUGUGAACCAAGGAGGAGG
Messenger RNA from Lontra canadensis (Northern American river otter), 1435 nucleotides. It is a transcript of the gene MUC7, whose product is annotated as mucin 7, secreted. The transcript is spliced from 3 exons. Gene Ontology annotation, cellular component: extracellular exosome. Bases 122 to 898 code for a protein of 258 amino acids. NCBI's taxonomy places the organism in Eukaryota, Metazoa, Chordata, Mammalia, Carnivora, Mustelidae. The record is from RefSeq and is a predicted model, not a curated record.